This is a messenger RNA of Ectocarpus sp. CCAP 1310/34, 1367 nucleotides long. The record is from the annotation of a GenBank genome assembly. NCBI's taxonomy places the organism in Eukaryota, Phaeophyceae, Ectocarpales, Ectocarpaceae.
AUGGUGUACCAGGUGGCCAAAACGGUAGCAGAAAAAAUGCGUGAAGACAAGUACAAAGCUCACGACAAUAAGACGGAUCACCUCAAAGCGUACACAGCUACCAGGCAGACGAUGGACGAUACCUGGCAAGGUAAAGAGGCCAGAUGUGUUGAAACAGAGCAGGCGGUGAGGGACCAAGAGAGAGUAGUAAGAGGCCUCAGGAAGAUAAAAGAGGAUGCACUUGAGAUGAAAAACAAGCUCGGGGCACAAUCGGGGGAGUCCCCACCUCUCAAGCCACUGGCGCCAUCCUCAUUAAAACAGAGGGAUGAAGCAGCCGACCAAAGGAAGGUUGAGAAAAAGCAGACUCUGAAAAAGAAAGAGAGGAAGGAGUACCAAAUUCCGAAGAAACCGAGCGUGAAGGAGGCUGAACUGAUGAAAAGAGUGGCCGAGAUCGUCGCGAGCUCGCCUGGGGUGGCAGAGGGGGUGGAAGGGGAGGAGGCGGAAGAGGAGGAAGGGGAAGGGGAAGGUUCUCUCCGAGGGGCAAAGGAAGGGGGCAAGGACACUUUCAGAAAGGAGGAUACAGGGAAAGGAAUGAAGGAUGGAUGGGACAAGGAGGAAUGGAUGGUGGAAUGGGAGGUGGAUUGGGAGGUGGAUUUGGUGGAGGUGGGUCGGGGGAGUACCCGGUCCAGGGAUACCAAGGUGGAUACCAGGGAGGUCCGCCCCAAGGAAUGAUGUACCCUCAAGGACCAUUCCACACACCCCAAGGACAGCCGCCGCCGCACUGGCAAAAUGGCAGGUAUGUCGACAGCUAUGGCUAUGAAUAUGGCAUUCCGAUGUAUGCGGCAAAACCAGCAAACCAUAGGUACAUGGAGGCGAGAGAAAUAAACUCUGGUAGGGAACAACCUCCUAUGGUGGAAGCAACAAAACUGCCUCCUGUGGUCACUUUCACAAGGGUGGAGUCUCCGAGGGCAGUAGACGCCCCAGUGACAGCAGCGGUCACCCCAGCGGUGAUAGACGCGCCUCAAACUGUGCAGCAGAGUGUGACAGAACCAUCCUCUGUACCCAACAGCGCAGUGGAGCUAGAGAAUUCAACGGAGGCAAAAGAAGAAAGUUCUGAUGACGAAAGACUAUCAAAGGAACAAGUGACGGCAAUCAGACAAAAAUAUGCCACGUAUUCCACAGCUAAUCUGAUGAGGUUGCCGCUUCUAGCUGGCCAGCGCAUGAGUGUUGCUGAAACUGUUUCCUUGUCAUCCACUCUGGUUAAAAACGUGGAAGAAUUGAGGUUGGGGGCAGGAGAUAAUUCGAAAUCGUCAGAUUGGGUGCGAGGAUGGGACAUCGCACUUGAAAAACAUGUAUUGAAUUCCGUGUCUUCGCGCCUUCCUAACGCG